Molecule: messenger RNA, 4271 nt
Organism: Archocentrus centrarchus (flier cichlid)
Lineage: Eukaryota; Metazoa; Chordata; Actinopteri; Cichliformes; Cichlidae
Product: fibulin-2-like
Exons: 17
Coding region: 101-3721 (1206 amino acids)
Cellular component (GO): extracellular region
Molecular function (GO): calcium ion binding
Source: RefSeq, a predicted model, not a curated record
CCAGAGCUGCAAGAUCCUGAACGCGAGGGAAAAUCCUUCUCAUCUGGAAGUUUAUUCUGAAGAAGUUAAUUUUUUAAAUCAUUUUUUUUUUAAAUCCAAAAUGAACAUUCAAAGAGCAACAUUGUUUCUAUGUUGGACGAUUUUGUAUGUGGACCUGUGUCUAAGCCAGAGCGAUUGCACAGGCGUGGACUGUCCUGUUCUGCAGAACUGCAUCAAAAAUGUUUCAGAAAAAGGUGCCUGCUGUCCUAAAUGUAUACAACACGGCUGCACCUGUGAGGGGUACCAGUACUACGACUGCGUGCGAGCAGGCUUCAGCAACGGGAAAGUCCCAGAGGCGAAAUCUUACUUUGUGGAUUUCGGAAGUACCGAGUGUUCCUGUCCUCAGGGAGGAGGGAAGAUAAGCUGUCAUUUUAUUCCAUGCCCUGAAAUUCCCCCUAACUGCAUUGACAUUUUACAACCUGCAGAUGGAUGUCCGCAGUGUGGUCGAACUGGUUGUACCCAUGGCAACAAGAAGUAUGAAGCAGGACACUCCUUUCAGAUUGAUCAUUGCCAAGUUUGCCAUUGUCCAGAUGAAGGUGGACGGUUAAUGUGCUCACCCAUCCCUGGCUGUGACCUUCGUAGUGUUACCAAGCCUGUGAGGGUAUCAACUACUGAGAACAACAAACCUUUGAGAGACUUUAGAAGCAGUCAUGACAGCCGGCAAACAAGCCUUGCAGAACCAUUUUCCAAGCUGGUGCACAAAAACACUCUACCACUGUACAAGAAGGACCCACCCAGUUUUGGCACAGAGGAUUAUGACUACACUCUGGCAGAACCGACAUCUUCCACUAUCCAAAAUCUGGCCCGACCACUGGAAUCUACUACAUUACCACCAGCUUACCCGGAGUCAAGUUCCACUAGCCUCAGCUCUCAUGAUGAAAGGAGUCAUGAGCUGCAAGAAGAAACCCCAAAUCCACAAAGGAGCACUGAGGAUGAGGGUACUCAUAACUUGGAUCUAACCGCUACAGGGGGUGAAAACAAAACAUCAUCACCAACAACAACUACAACCACACAGAUAGUGACCACCGAGCACCACAGGCCAGAACAGGAAACUGGAGGAAGACCCAUGAAACAUGGCAGUCACAGAAACACAGCGGGACAGGAGACUUUAAAAGACACAGCGCACACUGCCCGUACCAACGGCCAUCACUUUGGCCAGCACAGGCACAGUCAGGGUAGCUUUACUGGAAAUCAGGGCAACUCCCGUUCUGUCUACCAUAAGGGACAUGAACAAGUAGUGGAGCAUGAGCAGCUGACUGGUAAAGAGGAACAACGAUUGUACCCUACAGUCCAGUUCAGUGCCACGAGAAGAGCUCCAGUCAGGAUGAGAGAGGAAGGCGAGGAGCUUCAAAGACAACCUCAAGCCCUCAACAGUUACCAAACUCGGGAUGCUGAGGCCUACACAGAAAUGUCUGCCAAGGAGCUGCUGAAGACCUGCUGUGAGACAGGGGCCAAAUGGGCUUCAGCUAAUGGCCACUGUAACAACACUGAACCACCUGCUGAUGAUGUGCAUUCUAUGUGCUUGACUGCCCAACAACAGUGCUGCCUCGGCUCCCUGAGAGAAAGUCAGUGCUUGGCUGGAAUGAAUGCAGCCAGAGCAGGAAAUAUGUGUGGAGAGGAUGCCAGCAAUAAAUGUGGGAUUGAUUCUUACAAGGAUUGCUGCAGCUGCUGCUCCAUUGGGCUACAGUUCCGCAGUGAGGGGCAUCGCUGCGAAGCCCACCAGUAUAUGGGUUUCCACUGCAGACACAUCUUUUUAAGCUGCUGCGAGGGGGAGGAGGGGAGGACUGUGAGUCAAGAUGGUCGGCACACUAUCAGAGAGAGGCCUCCUUUGAACGUUACUCCACCACCAAGAAAAGUAUUGGACAGCCCGUAUCCUAGAGAGGCCUUCUCCAUUGGUCAAGUGCAGGAUGGGGAGAAUGCAGCAGAGAGUCCUGUUGAGGUGGAGGAUAUGGAUGAGUGCCUGAUAUAUGAGGGCAGCAUCUGCCAACAGAUCUGUGUUAACACAAUAGGUUCUUUCCAGUGUGAGUGCAACCCUGGGUAUGUGCUGCAAGAGGACGGUUUCUCUUGUGCACAAGAGACGGUGGAUGAGGAGAACAGACUCCAGGAGGUUACCAGAGCAGCAGCGGAACCCACCUCUCCACUUCCGCCUCCCUCCAAGUCCUCUGUCCUACUCGACCCCUGUGAAGGAAACAGCAUCUGCGAGCAACAGUGCACUCCAGUGGGUGGAGAGCCGCACUGCUUCUGUUCUCCAGGUUUCGCCUUGAGAGCUGACGGACGCUCGUGUGAAGACAUAAAUGAGUGUUUGUCUGCACACGCCUGCCAGUUGAAUGAGCGCUGCGUGAAUACUGCAGGGAGUUAUGCCUGUCAGAGACUGAUCACCUGUCCCCCUGGAUACCAGAUCAACAAUGACAUUUGUGAAGACAUCAAUGAGUGUGUGCAGAGACGCCAUAACUGUGGAACUGGCUUUGAGUGUGUGAAUACAGAGGGCUCGUUCAGAUGCAACCCCAAACGUAAUUGUCCUGUGGGUUUUAACCACAACGCACAGGGCAGUUGUGUAGAUGUUGACGAGUGUGGUACUUUGACCCAGCCGUGCAGUCCAGGAUUUAACUGCAUCAACACAGUGGGAUCCUACAUUUGCAACAGAAAGAUAAUGUGUAGCCGUGGCUAUCAUGCUAGCCCUGAUGGGUCCAGAUGUGUUGAUGUGGAUGAAUGUCAGAGCAACCUGCAUCGAUGUGGAGAGGGCCAGCUGUGCCACAAUUUGCCUGGUUCCUAUCGUUGUGAAUGUCAAACAGGCUAUCAGUAUGAUUCAUUCAGAAGGAUGUGUGUAGAUAUAAACGAGUGCUGGAGCUACCGAGGCCGUCUGUGUGCCCAGACCUGUGAGAACACCCCAGGCUCCUAUGAGUGCUCCUGUACCUCUGGUUUCCGCUUAUCUGGUAAUGGCAAGAACUGUGAAGAUGUGAAUGAGUGCCUGGCCAACCUAUGCAGUCAGGAGUGUGCCAAUAUCUAUGGCUCCUACCAGUGCUACUGCAGACAGGGCUACUACCUCAAGGAGGAUGGCCAUACCUGUGAAGACACUGAUGAAUGUUCUCAGAGCAUUGGCCAUCUGUGCACCUAUAAGUGUGUGAAUGUUCCAGGCAGUUACCAGUGUGCUUGUCCUGACUAUGGGUACACCAUGUCUCCAAAUGGACGAUCUUGCAGAGAUAUCGAUGAAUGUGCCACAGGGGCCCAUAACUGCUCUUUAGCUGAGACCUGCUACAACAUUCAAGGAGGGUACCGCUGCCUUUCUUUUAGCUGUCCAGCGAACUACCGAAAAGUGUCUGACACACGCUGUGAGCGAAUCAGCUGUCCUAACUACCUGCAGUGUCAAAACUCUCCACUAAGAAUCACCUACUACUACCUCAGCUUCCAGUCCAACAUCAUCAUCCCUGCUCAGAUCUUCCGCAUUGGACCCUCUCCUGCUUAUUCGGGAGACAACGUCAUUGUUAGUAUCACCAGUGGAAAUGAGGAAAACUAUUUCAGCACAAGGAAACUGAAUGCAUAUACGGGUGCCGUGUAUUUAAACCGCCAGGUUCAGGGUCCGAGGGAUUUCUUAAUCAACCUGGAGAUGAAGCUAUGGAGACAAGGGACAUUUACCACCUUCCAUGCCAAGAUAUAUGUCUUCAUCACAGGCAAUUCACUUUAACAGCUGGAGCUGUACUGUGGCCAAUAUGGACCUUUAAGCAAUUUGUUAGGACUUUUUUUUUUUUUUUUAGCACUAUUUAACAAUUCCACUGUCUGUCUUAAUGAUCUUGGAAAGUUAAUCUCACUAAAGUUAAUAUUAAAACUUAGCAGUAGAAAUAGUAGAAAGGAGCUUUCUACUUUGUGCCACUUAAAACUCUUCAAAGUCUUAAUCGGAAAUAACAUAUUUGGGGAUACAAAAUGCUUAUAAUACCAUUAAAAAUGACCCGUUUUGCAAAAUGAUAGACAAGCUAGCUUCUGGCCUUUAUUUUUUAUAUAUCUAUUUUCUGCUGAUAUCAUUGUGUUGUGAGGUGCCAAUUUGUAGUUUGAAAACUUUGAAAAAAGCAGACUUCUUUGUUUCCAUUUCAGACAAACUGUCUUAUUCUUUUUACUCUGCGCUGUUGCUUUUGUUUUGUCUUUGACACAUUUUUAAAAAAUGUAAUCUUGCAUUGUAUCAUAUAUUUUUGUAUCUUUGUAUUCUGACACAUUAUGGAUGGAUGUAUCAUAUUUUUAUG